This is a messenger RNA of Anarrhichthys ocellatus (wolf-eel), 5376 nucleotides long. Its product is annotated as fat-like cadherin-related tumor suppressor homolog. The transcript has 30 exons. Gene Ontology annotation, cellular component: plasma membrane; catenin complex. Gene Ontology annotation, molecular function: calcium ion binding; cadherin binding; beta-catenin binding. The record is from RefSeq and is a predicted model, not a curated record. Gene Ontology annotation, biological process: homophilic cell-cell adhesion; multicellular organism development; cell migration. Lineage: Eukaryota; Metazoa; Chordata; Actinopteri; Perciformes; Anarhichadidae. The coding region runs from base 78 to 4904 and encodes 1608 amino acids.
CGCCUCUUAACGACUGCUAUUCAGGUGAUUCGUUCAGUGUCGGUGGUCAGGUUUUGGGAAAACACAACCGAGCCGAUAUGGACACCGGUGGUUUGAUCCGGGCCGGUCUCCUUCUCGUUUUCUUCAUUUGUGUGUGUGCCGUCACUGGAAGUCCUGUAGGUACUUCAACCAUUAAUUGUGCUGGAGGUGGCAAUGGACAUGUAGGUGUAGUGGAUGAAGGAUAUUCAGGGGAUGUGGAGGUGGUGAGUGGGAUCACAGAGGGUGUGAAGCUGGUGCCCUACGUCUUCCCAACACACCUGGAGUUUCUGGAGCUGAGCUUCACGCUGGGAGACGCCAGCGCGACGGUCCGCACCAAGAAGCCGCUGGACGCAGACGCGCUGGCCGCCAGUGACAGCACCUUGUAUUACUCCGUCAUGUGUGACGGCUUAAUUAAGUACAACAACACUCGGACGCUGAAAAUCAACGAUCUCAAUGACAACAGUCCGAUAUUUACACAGGAGAGCUACAGCACGUCUGUCUCUGAGACGAAAGAUGUGGACAGCGAGGUUCUUCGAGUGACAGCUGUGGACGGAGACAGCACCCCAGCAAACAACAGAGUCACAUAUUCCAUUGAACCAACGUCAGAGGACUUCACCCUGGCCACCUCAGGGGCUUUGGUUUUGAAGAGACGUUUGAACUACAACAUAGUCCAAAGGUACAACUUCAUCGUGACGGCAAAGGAUAGCGGCGGGUUAAACGACACAGCCACUGUGCUGAUUAACGUCGUCGACUUUGAUAACUUGAAUCCAUAUUUCAGCCACAACGUGUACCAGGCCUUUAUUCAAGAGAAUGAGGUUGGGUCUUUCCAGACUAUUGAGCCAGAGGCAAUAAAAGCUCAGGACGGAGACACGGGGAUCAACAUGACUGUAACUUACAGCAUCAGUGCAGUGUCUCCAGACAAGUAUCAGAGGAACUUCAACGUUGACUCCAGCAGUGGAGUUGUGUCUGUGCUGACUGCUCUAGACAGAGAGGAGAUGGACAGCAGCGUGGUCUCUGUCAGCAUCAAGGCAGCCCAGACAGAUGACAAUUUGAAGACGGCGGAUGCUGUGGUGUCUGUCACUGUUGAGGAUGUGAAUGAUAAUCCUCCAAGGUUUGACCAGCCCGGCUAUUCCGUAACACUCCAAGAGAAUUCCCCCGUUAAUGCCGUUCUGUUCAAAGCCGUCGUCACCGACCUGGACCAGGGAGGAUUUGUGGGAACUUUACGGAUCCUUCCAGAAUCUGCUCCUUUCUCUGUGGGUUCUGACGGGACAGUCAGAGUGAAGGACCCCCGAGCUCUGGACAGAGAGACCACUGAGAGCAUCACGUUUGAGAUUGAAGCAAGGGAGACGAAUCCACCCAACGCUGUUGAAGUGGUGGAAGUCAAUGUGACUCUUCUGGAUGAGAAUGACAACAGUCCUGCAUUCACCUUUAACAAGUAUGAGGGGAAAGUGUUUGCAAAUCAAACAGUGGGAAUGCAGCUGGUCCAGGUUAAGGCAGAAGAUCCGGAUGCUGGCGAGAACGGGCAGAUCAAAUACUACAUCGACUUUGGCAACAAUGACGGCUUCUUCUCAAUCGAAGAAAAUAGUGGAGACGUCACGCUAGCUAAGAUCAUUCCCCUGCUGCAGAACGAGAUAUCGGAGUUCCCUCUCUACAUAACAGCCAGAGAUGGUGGCACCAUAUCCCGCUCCUCCUCAGCACAGGUGAAGAUUUUGGCCCCUGGUGACUCAAACCCUCAGUUUUUACACAACGUGUACCGCGGCACUUUAGAAGAAGAGCAGGAUGCAGGAGUUGUGAUUCUGACUGUGGACUUCCUCUCAUUAGCUGCUGAAGUUCCUGUGACUCUCCAAGUUGUUACAGAAGCUGACAAGUUCAUCAUCUCCGACAACGGUGACUUCUCCACUAAAGUGAAGCUCGACUACGAUGAGGCCCCACACAACUACUCUGUGGCCAUCUCCAUCUCCGACGGGGUCAACAUUGACAAUGCAGUCGUGGAGGUUGAAGUCACUGACGUCAAUGAUAACAGUCCUGUUUUUACCUCCAGUUCUGUCACGAAAUCAGUCCCCGAGGACACAGAGGUAGGAUCCAAUGUUACUGCUGUUCCAGCUACAGACAAAGACAGCAACUUCAACGAGGAGAUCAGAUACUCUCUGAGAGGAGGAGAGGGCAGGUUCUCUGUUGACCCUGCGUCUGGGAUGGUGAGUGUGGCCGGUGCACUUGAUAGGGAGACUAAGGCAGAGUACAACCUGCUGGUGCUGGCUGAAGAUCGGGGUCGUCCUUCCAGGUCGGCCACAGCCUCCCUGCUGGUCCAAGUGUCCGACAUCAAUGAUAACGUCCCCAAGUUCUCAAAGGCCGAGUAUCAGCUUGAAGUCUUAGAGACACAGUCAGCGGGUACAAGCUUGCUCACCUUAUCAGCUGUGGACCCCGAUGAAGAAGCCAACGGGAGAAUAACUUACAGUAUUCUCCAGCAAAGUCCCUCCCCAGACCCUCCUGUUUUUGAGUUGGACUCUUCCAGCGGGACUCUGCAGCUGGUCCAGCCUCUGGACUACAGUGAGGUUAAGGUGUACAGUCUCACGGUUCAGGCCUCUGAUGGGGGGACUCCCUCUCUGGUUGGGAACAGCUCUGUGGUGGUGAAGGUGAAGGACGUGAACAACAACCCGCCUGAGUUCGGUAAGGAGAACUACAACGUGGCCGUCUCUGAGAACCUGGCCAGCGGUGCGUCCAUCCUCACCCUGGAGGUCACAGACAGGGAUGAGGGUGGAUUCUCCGGCGGUUACUUCCUCUAUACCAGUGACACCUUUGACAUUAGCGACCAAGGUUUGGUCUCGGUGAGGAACAACGUCACCUUGGACAGAGAGACACAGGACAGCUACGUACUGCAGGUGGUGGCGGUGGAUCAAGUCACUGACGGUCUGAGCUCCACAGCCCAGCUCAACAUCACCGUCCUGGACUACAACGACAACACUCCGCAGUUCCCGACUAUCCCCGACACGCUCCAGAUCCCCGAGGGCGACUACUCGGAGGUCACUCCGGGAGACAUCUUCACCAUCGUGCCCACGGACGCCGACCUCGGCCCCAACGGGGAGGUCACCCUCUCCCUCCUCCCCCCUCACCCGCUCUUCAGAUUCAGAGAGGACGGGACGUUGCUGGCUGUCGGCUCUCUGGAUCGGGAGAGCAGAGAAACGUAUGAGCUGUUUGUGAAGGCCUCAGACAAAGGCAGCCCGCAGCGGGAGAACAUCACCAGCAUCAGGGUGAGCCUCAUCGACGUCAAUGACAACAGACCUGAGUUCAGCUCCAGCAGCUACGUCAGCAGCAUCCUUCUGAAAGACGCCAAGGAAGGGAAGCUGCUGCUGACGCUGUCCGCCACCGACGGCGACGCCGGCAACAACUCGCUCAUCACCUACAGUUACUCUGCAGGAAGUCCUCGGUAUUUGGCCUUAAACAGUGAGACCGGGGCCCUGACGUUGACCUCGGACCUCACCGAUCUCACACAGGACACCACAAUGGUGCUGACAGCCCGGGCUCAAGACCACGGCCAGCCUCCUCUGAACUCCACAGCUCACGUCGUGGUGAAUCUCAGGCUUGUCAGUCUGGGGGAGGGCGUGGCCUUCGGGAGCUCCUCCUACAACUUCAGCGUACGUGAGAACCAGCAGCCGGGGGCGGAUGUGGGGAGGGUCUCGGCCUUCUCAGGAAGUGACCUCUACGACGUCGCCUACGCACUGAACACACAUACUGACCUGUUCUCCGUCAGUGCCAGUGGAGCCGUCCUGACCAGAACACAGCUGGACAAAGAGGAGCAGGAGUGGUACAUCCUGGAUGUGGAGGCAGUGGACACACGGACCCCCCCUACGUCAGCCAUUACAAUGGUCAGAGUUCAGGUGGAGGACGUGAACGAGUCUCCUCGGUUUCUCUCCGAGGUGUAUAAAGCCUCUGUGUUCAGCAUAGCCCCGUACAAAACCCCCGUCGUCCACGUCAAGGCUUCAGACCCUGAUGUGGGUGAAGAGGGUCAGCUGGUCUACAGUCUGACUGCAGACAGUCCUCACUUUGACGUGGACCCGUCCUCGGGUGUGGUGUACGUGGUGUCGGCGGUGGGACUGGCUGGACAGACGGCUGCAGUGGAGGUGAACGCCAAAGACCCCCGAGGACUUUAUGCUACAACCAAGCUGGAGGUGGAAGUGCAGGGAAGCGCGAGCAGCGCUGACGUGGUGGUCAUCUCCCUCAACCAGCCGGCCAACAUCGUGGAGAAGAAAGUCCCAGAGUUGGAGAAGUCUCUGGGUGCGGCUCUGGGCUGGACGGUGAACAUCAUCGAGGUGUCGAGCGCUAACGGCGGAUCCUCCUCCGAGUCCAGAGCGCAGAGCGCCGCCGUGAAGACUCUGGUCAGCUUCAUCACCAAGAACAGAGCAGAGGUCGUUUCCUCCACAGAGGUCACAGAGAAGCUGCAGAGUCAAUCAGCUUCUGUGAGGGCGGCGCUGGUCAAAGUGUUCGGGGAGGGGCUUCACUUCGACGUGGAGCUGAAGCCUCAAAGUCCCGCCUCCAGCCAGGCUGCGGUCAUUGCUCUGGGCACCAUGGUGGCCCUGUGCAUGCAGGGAUUGAUUGUUGCCAUUGCCUUGAUCAUCAGGUUCAAGAGGACGCAGAAGCAUCAGGAUUCUGACAAAGAGAGUUUUGACAUUGACCGAUCUGCUGAAGGUUACAGGAACCAGUCUUUGGACAUUCAUGAAACCUUUGGACGGGGACAGACGAGGUCACAAGAGAAAGCAGCGGAGGACGAUCGGCAGAGGACGGAUAGACAGACGGACGACGGUGGGACAGUAAAGACAGACGGAAACAUUGUGAAGUUCAAACGGGACAGCCAGACGGAGGACCGUGAUGACAGCAGCAGUUCUCUCUGAUCUGAACACGACAGCUUUCAGUCCGACUGUACGGAGUCUGCAGAGUGCCACUAAAAUAAUUAGUUUAAUUAUAGUCCGUUUAAACGCGUUUCUUUCACGACUUCUAACGAAGUCGAGCACACGUGAGCUCUUAUUCUUUAGUAUGAUUUUAUUUAUUCCUUCAUGUGGCUGCUGAAGUGUUUUAAAAACAUUCUAAACAUCUAUUUGUGAAUCGAUUUCUUUUAUUUACUUUGAAAUGAUCUAACAGAGUAAGAACAAACUUCCUGCUGCUGCUUGAUUUCUUAGGCCUCGUCUGCACAUAUAUGGAUUUUAUUUCCUUUGUGUUUCGGCCUCUCGUCCACACAAACAGAUUUAAGUCCCGAACAGACUUUUUAAAACUCCCGUAGUUGCUUUGAGUAAUGACUGCUGUUGAAAAUCUGACAAAAAGCUAGUAAAUAGAUUUCAAAACUCCCAGACCGGACAACGCCAUGGU